GAAAGAGUUAUGGUCGCAUAUGGUGCCAGAAUGGCAAGCAGCUUACAUGGACUAUACAUCUCUCAAAGCCAUACUUGAAGAUUUCAAACUUUUUAAACUCAGGAAUCCACAGCAACAUCAGGAGGAUCAUCAUAACGGUGGAGUUGCAGAAGUGUAUAGAACAUUCAGUGGUCUGUUAAUUGCACGUAGCAUCCCCAGCGUCACCAACUCCUCUAAAGUCACCUCUUCUGCAUCUAACUUAUCUUCUGCUGCUACUACAACAACUACGACGAACCGCCAUCACCAUCACCAUCAUCAUGGGAUAUUUCACCAUGAAGAGCCAGCCAUUUUAGUGCACCGUGUGGCGCACCGGCAAACUGAUCAUGACUUAGAACAUGGAGGACCCAAUGAGGUUCAUCAUGAAAAUUUUGACACGAAGUUGUUGAAGCCAGACGAAUUAGGAGGAGAAUUUGAAUUAGCAUUCUUCAGAAGGCUUGAUGAGGAAUUCAACAAAGUUAAUAACUUUUAUAGAGACAAAGUUGAUCAGGUUAUGAAUGAAGCUGCUGUGUUGACUAAACAAAUGGAUGCUUUGGUUGCUUUUAGGGUUAAAGUCGAGCAUCCUGAAUCUGAUCAAGGAAAGUUUGAGCAGCUCUGCAGGGAAAUUGCUAAAUCUGCUUCCGCCUUCUCUUUCCUUUCACCAGCCUCCAGUAAAACUGAACUGGCGCAUAUGGAUGCAAUUGAAGAAAGCAAUGAACAAAGCGUUAGCAACCGUGGAAACCGAUCAGAAGAAAGUGAGCUAAGCGAAAACGAUUGUGCGAAUGGUGAUCAAUCUAAUAAACAAGAAACGGGUGUAAAUGGAGAACCUGACGCGUCUAUAAACGAAAUCCUGAACAGUGUUACGAUCAAUAAAAUCGAAACUCCGGUUUCGACUAUCAAAGCAAUAAUCAGUAAGAACAGAAAUAAUAAUGAAGGAUUGCGUUUCAACAGACGAAAUCUAAAGAUAGUUGAAGAACAACUUAAGUCUGCAUUUGUUAAUUUCUAUCACAAACUUCAACUUCUGAAAAAUUAUAGUUAUCUGAACCUCUUAGCAUUUUCGAAGACCAUGAAGAGAUAUGACAAGAUAACUUCACGGCAUGCAUCGAAAAUAUACUUGAACAUGGUGGAUAACUCCUACAUCGGCAGCUCUGACGAUGUUUCUAGGCUCAUGGACAGAGUAGAGUCUUCAUUCAUCAAACAUUUCUCUAAGUCAAACCGCGGUAAGGGCAUGCACAUCUUGAGAUCCAAAAAGAAGAAAGAAAGACACUCCACAACAUUUUCCUCAGGUUUCUUUUUCGGUUGUACAAUAUCACUUCUGAUAUGCCUUAUUUUGGUCAUAAACGUCGGCAAAAUCUUUAAGAAGCAGAGCUUUACUCAGUACAUGGAUACCAUGUUUCCUCUCUAUAGUUUGUUCGGAUUUCUAGUUCUACAUAUGCUCUUGUAUUCAGCAAAUAUAUACUUUUGGAGGCGUUACCGAGUCAAUUAUCCAUUUAUAUUUGAAUUCAAACAAGGAACGGAGUUGGGAUACAGGGAAGUCUUUCUACUAAGUACAAUUCUUGCAACAGUUUCACUUGCCAGUGUACUUGCCAACCUAAACCUGGAAAUAGAUCACACAGCAACCAAGUACAAACCGCUCAAGGAGCUACUUCCUCUAGCAUUAGUUUCUGCUGUAAUACUGAUAACAUUUUGUCCGUUUGACAUUGUAUUUCGCUCUAGUCGUAUCUUUCUGUUAAGAACCACGCUCCAUUGUCUUAGUGCUCCUCUCUACAAGGUCAGUCUAUCAGAUUUUAUGUUAGCAGAUCAGAUGAGUAGCCAGGGUCAAGCUCUUAGAAACGUUGCGUUCUACAUCUGUUACUAUGCUUCGGGUGACUAUAAAACGAGGGAAACCAGCUGCAAAACAAACAACGUUUACAACUCAUUCUAUAUCAUGUUAGGUGCUUUUCCGUUUUGGUUACGUGCAUUACAGUGUUUUCGACGAUACUUUGAAGAGAAAGACCAGACACAAGGAUAUAACGGGUUCAAAUACUUAAGUAUUGUUCUGGCCAUUCUUAUGACAACAGCUUACAGUAAGCACAAUACAACAGCAUUGUGGGUACUGGCUUGGAUCUGCUCAACUGUUGCAACUAUUGUGGCUAUAUAUUGGGAUCUUGUCUUGGACUGGGGACUACUACGGAAAAACUCGAAAAACCCUUGGUUGAGAGACAAACUUCUAGUAUCAUACAAGAGUGUCUACUUUGCAGCCAUGGUAUCAGAUGUGUUUUUGAGAUUUGCCUGGCUACAGACAGUGUUGAACAUUCAAUUACCUUUUUUACACAAGGAAGCUAUGGUUACUGUUGUUGCAUGCCUGGAGAUCAUUCGUCGCGGUGUAUGGAAUUUCUUCAGGAUAGAGAAUGAACACGUAAACAAUGUCGGGAAGUUUCGUGCAUUCACAAAAGUGCCUCUUCCUUUCAACUAUGAUGAGGAUGAAGAUGAUAAAGAUGACUAGCCAUUUCCAAAAAAGAAGAGCUUCAAUGCCAUGAUCAAGGGAUAUUAAUAUUAACCUCUGAUAGCAAUGUAGAAGUUCAAGAAUGGCCAGUUGGGCUGACUACCGAUCAACAACAAUAUACAGUUUGUUUGUAUGUUUCUAGAUAUAUAAAAGAUGAUUUAAUAUUUUUUAUUUAGUGUCCAUCAAAAAACAAAACAAAACAAAAAACUUAGUGAGUCCAAAGGAUAUUUAAGAGUAUCUGAUGAUGUUU
Papaver somniferum (opium poppy) is the source of this 2750-nucleotide messenger RNA. RefSeq names its product phosphate transporter PHO1 homolog 7-like. NCBI's taxonomy places the organism in Eukaryota, Viridiplantae, Streptophyta, Magnoliopsida, Ranunculales, Papaveraceae. The coding region runs from base 20 to 2500 and encodes 826 amino acids. Gene Ontology annotation, biological process: phosphate ion transport; cellular response to phosphate starvation. Gene Ontology annotation, molecular function: inositol hexakisphosphate binding. The transcript has 12 exons. Gene Ontology annotation, cellular component: cytoplasm; trans-Golgi network; Golgi apparatus. The record is from RefSeq and is a predicted model, not a curated record.